Dipodomys ordii (Ord's kangaroo rat) is the source of this 2115-nucleotide messenger RNA. It is a transcript of the gene Gria4, whose product is annotated as glutamate receptor, ionotropic, AMPA 4. The transcript has 15 exons. Gene Ontology annotation, biological process: modulation of chemical synaptic transmission; synaptic transmission, glutamatergic. NCBI's taxonomy places the organism in Eukaryota, Metazoa, Chordata, Mammalia, Rodentia, Heteromyidae. Gene Ontology annotation, molecular function: AMPA glutamate receptor activity; transmitter-gated monoatomic ion channel activity involved in regulation of postsynaptic membrane potential. Gene Ontology annotation, cellular component: plasma membrane; AMPA glutamate receptor complex; postsynaptic membrane. The record is from RefSeq and is a predicted model, not a curated record. The coding region runs from base 1 to 2115 and encodes 704 amino acids.
AUGAGGAUUAUUUGCAGACAAAUUGUCUUGUUGUUUUCUGGAUUCUGGGGACUCGUCAUGGGAGCCUUUCCAAGCAGCGUCCAAAUAGGUGGUCUCUUCAUCCGAAACACAGAUCAGGAAUACACUGCUUUUCGAUUAGCAAUUUUUCUUCAUAACACCAGCCCCAAUGCGUCAGAAGCUCCUUUUAAUUUGGUACCUCACGUGGACAACAUCGAGACAGCCAACAGUUUUGCCGUGACAAAUGCCUUUUGUUCCCAGUAUUCCAGAGGAGUCUUUGCAAUCUUUGGACUCUAUGAUAAGAGGUCAGUGCAUACCCUGACCUCGUUCUGCAGCGCCUUACACAUCUCCCUCAUCACACCGAGUUUUCCCACCGAGGGGGAGAGCCAGUUCGUGCUGCAGCUGAGGCCUUCCUUACGAGGGGCCCUCCUGAGUCUGCUGGACCAUUACGAAUGGAACUGUUUCGUCUUCCUGUACGACACAGACAGGGGGUACUCCAUACUUCAAGCUAUUAUGGAAAAAGCAGGACAAAAUGGUUGGCAUGUCAGCGCUAUAUGUGUGGAAAAUUUUAAUGAUGUCAGCUAUCGACAGCUUCUAGAAGAACUUGACAGAAGACAAGAGAAGAAAUUUGUGAUAGACUGUGAGAUAGAAAGACUUCAAAACAUAUUAGAACAGAUUGUGAGUGUUGGAAAGCAUGUUAAAGGCUACCAUUAUAUCAUUGCCAAUUUGUACACCUCUGCUCUGACUUACGAUGGAGUCCUGGUAAUGGCUGAGACGUUCCGAAGCCUUCGAAGGCAGAAGAUCGACAUUUCAAGGAGAGGAAAUGCUGGGGAUUGUCUGGCGAACCCUGCUGCUCCAUGGGGCCAAGGAAUUGACAUGGAGAGGACGCUCAAGCAGGUGCGGAUUCAAGGGCUGACUGGCAAUGUCCAGUUUGACCACUAUGGACGAAGAGUCAACUACACGAUGGAUGUGUUUGAGCUAAAGAGCACAGGGCCGCGAAAGGUGGGUUACUGGAAUGAUAUGGAUAAACUGGUCUUGAUUCAAGAUGUACCCACGCUGGGCAAUGACACAGCAGCCAUUGAGAACAGAACAGUUGUUGUAACCACAAUCAUGGAAUCCCCCUAUGUUAUGUACAAGAAAAAUCACGAAAUGUUUGAAGGAAACGACAAGUAUGAAGGAUACUGUGUGGACUUGGCAUCUGAAAUUGCAAAACACAUUGGUAUCAAGUAUAAAAUUGCCAUUGUCCCCGAUGGAAAAUACGGAGCAAGGGAUGCAGAUACCAAAAUCUGGAAUGGGAUGGUAGGAGAGCUUGUUUACGGGGAGGCAUUGGAAAGGAGAGUGGAAGGGCGGAUGAAUGCAGUCAUUGUGUUCAAUGCACCUAUAAAACUGGAAAAGAUAAACAGGAAUGUAAAGAAGCGCAAGCAGGUUCUAGAGAUCAAGGUUGAAAAUGCUUUCAGAUCAAAAAUAGCAGUGUACGAAAAGAUGUGGACGUACAUGCGAUCAGCAGAGCCAUCGGUGUUCACUAGGACUACAGCUGAGGGUGUGGCUCGUGUCCGCAAAUCCAAGGGCAAAUUUGCCUUUCUGCUGGAGUCCACUAUGAACGAAUACAUUGAGCAGCGAAAGCCGUGUGACACCAUGAAAGUGGGAGGAAAUCUGGAUUCUAAAGGCUAUGGAGUAGCAACGCCCAAGGGCUCCUCAUUAAGAAAUGCUGUUAACCUCGCAGUUUUAAAACUGAAUGAACAAGGCCUCUUGGACAAAUUGAAAAACAAAUGGUGGUACGACAAAGGAGAAUGUGGCAGCGGGGGAGGUGACUCCAAGGACAAGACGAGUGCCUUGAGCCUGAGCAACGUAGCAGGCGUCUUCUACAUUCUGGUUGGCGGCUUGGGCUUGGCAAUGCUGGUGGCUUUGAUAGAGUUCUGUUACAAGUCCAGGGCCGAGGCGAAGAAAAUGAAGCUGACCUUUUCUGAAGCCAUAAGAAACAAAGCCAGGUUAUCCAUCACUGGGAGCGUGGGAGAAAACGGCCGAGUCCUGACGCCCGACUGCCCAAAGGCCGUCCACACCGGAACUGCAAUUAGACAGAGUUCAGGAUUGGCUGUCAUUGCAUCGGACCUACCAUAA